Messenger RNA from Peniophora sp. CBMAI 1063, 282 nucleotides. The record is from the annotation of a GenBank genome assembly. Lineage: Eukaryota; Fungi; Basidiomycota; Agaricomycetes; Russulales; Peniophoraceae.
AUGGCCCAGAUCAGGUCCAUCAAUCCCCUCGCCAUCUUCCUUAUCGUCACCCUGGACAAAGCGCGUCAUUCGCGUGAGCGUCAUAUCGCACACAACGACUUGUCCCAAGGCGCUGUCGAAGGCGUGACUGUAACCUUCGAAAUUGACAUACAACGUAGCGCUCAGCUGGUACAGGAAGACGCCGAGAGGGGGAAGAGAAAGGAGGACAUGGAUUUAAGACCCUACCCGUUUUUGGAGCGCCUCGUGAUACUUCGACGCCGAACUACGAAGUCAAUCAAGUAG